Rhea pennata is the source of this 3314-nucleotide messenger RNA. It is a transcript of the gene ERGIC2, whose product is annotated as ERGIC and golgi 2. NCBI's taxonomy places the organism in Eukaryota, Metazoa, Chordata, Aves, Rheiformes, Rheidae. Gene Ontology annotation, biological process: endoplasmic reticulum to Golgi vesicle-mediated transport; retrograde vesicle-mediated transport, Golgi to endoplasmic reticulum. The transcript has 15 exons. The record is from RefSeq and is a predicted model, not a curated record. The coding region runs from base 400 to 1533 and encodes 377 amino acids. Gene Ontology annotation, cellular component: COPII-coated ER to Golgi transport vesicle; membrane; endoplasmic reticulum.
UCUGGGGCCACGCGCGCGGCCAUGCUGAGCGGGGCGGGCGCCGAGCAGCGCGUUGCGGCUCCCGCCUCCUCGCAGGCCCGACCCGCCCCGCCGUGCUGAGGGACGGCGAGAGAAGCGAGGGGUAGAGCUUCAGAAUUCUCAGCAAAGUGCAGCAUUUCUUCAGAAGGAAAACAGCAGUGCCAACUUGUUAAAACGCAACAUACUGGCAUGGCAAGGUUGUGAGCACAUUCGCAUGAUUUGGAAACAGUUUAAGACUAUUUCCUGGACAGACUGCUUCUCUGGGCAUCGUGCUGUUUAAUGUAUUAGUGACCUCUUUGAGUGGAACAGAGAUCACUUUUGUGGACAACAAAAGGAUUCUGAAGGAAUAUAUGACCGAAGAAGUGGAGGAGUGUGCUGAAGAUGAGGCGACUGAAUCGGAAGAAGACCCUGAAUUUGAUGAAAGAAUUGGACGCCUUCCCAAAGGUUCCUGAAAGCUAUGUAGAGACUUCAGCGAGCGGAGGCACAGUUUCUCUAAUAGCAUUUACGGCUAUAGCUUUCCUGACUAUAAUGGAGUUUAUGGUGUAUCGGGACACAUGGAUGAAAUAUGAAUAUGAAGUAGACAAGGAUUUUACUAGUAAAUUAAGAAUCAAUAUUGAUAUUACAGUUGCCAUGAGGUGUCAAUAUGUUGGGGCUGAUGUUCUGGAUUUAGCAGAAACAAUGGUUGCCUCUGCAGAUGGGCUAAUCUAUGAACCGGUAGUGUUUGAUCUCAGCCCCCAACAAAAAGAGUGGCAAAGGAUGUUGCAGUUAAUUCAGAAUAGGCUGCAGGAAGAACACUCUCUUCAAGAUGUGAUAUUCAAAAGUGCUUUUAAAAGUGCUUCAACAGCACUGCCACCACGGGAAGAUAAUUCAUUACAGUCUCCAGAUGCAUGCAGAAUUCAUGGUCAUCUCUAUGUCAAUAAAGUGGCAGGAAACUUUCACAUAACUGUGGGCAAGGCAAUACCGCACCCUCGAGGCCAUGCACACCUAGCAGCCCUUGUGAGCCAUGAGUCCUAUAACUUCUCACACAGAAUAGAUCAUUUGUCAUUUGGAGAGCUUAUUCCAGGAAUUAUUAAUCCUUUGGAUGGAACAGAAAAAAUUGCAUCAGAUCACAACCAGAUGUUCCAAUAUUUUAUCACAGUUGUGCCAACCAAACUCCAAACAUACAAAAUUUCAGCAGAAACACAUCAGUUUUCAGUGACAGAAAGGGAAAGAGUAAUUAACCAUGCAGCUGGCAGCCAUGGAGUGUCAGGAAUAUUCAUGAAAUAUGACAUCAGUUCACUUAUGGUGACAGUGACAGAAGAACACAUGCCUUUUUGGCAGUUUUUAGUGAGGCUUUGUGGCAUUAUUGGGGGGAUUUUUUCAACUACAGGAAUUUUACAUGGCUUUGGAAGAUUUGUAGCAGAAGUUAUUUUUUGCCGUUUCAGACUGGGCUCUUACAGAUCUACAUCAGUCCCGCUGCCUGAUGGCCACACAAGCAACCACUUACCUCUAAUAACAGACAAUAGUACACAUUAGCGCCUCCUGAGGAAAAUUUUUUCUUUACGCCUGAUACAGAAGAGUUUUUUUUUCUAAUAAUAAGGAAAACAUUGUGCAAUAUGUUGAGACAGUGCUAAUGGGCAGCAAAAAAAUCAAGCCUCUAAAAGAAAAACCAACAAAACAAUUUGUGUGACCUUUUGUCUUUUUAAGUGCACAUGGAGUUCAUAGGAGUUUGUCAGACUGAGGUGGACCAUCUUCUGGAGAUUAAAGGAGCAUUCCUGCCAAUACAGUAUUCGUGUUGAAGCUGAGUAUCUUUGUGAUGACUGCCAUCAACCACUGAAGCAUCUGCUUAGUGAGCUUGUUUCAGAGCCUAGGAAGGCUAGCAGACUACAGUGAGAACAAGAGCGUGUAUGUAAGCGGGACGCAUGGAAGGGCCAGACAGCAGGCAAAGAGUGACAGUAACUAAUAAAGCUGGUGUUUUCUUAGAUGUACAGACUCGGGCCAGGGAUUGGGUUGUCUUGUUCUUUGUACUGGUGGGAGGUAGGCACUAAGAUACUCUGAGACGUGGGGAGAGAUUCUAGAAAAUCUUGAAAAAGAGAGGAGGGAGAACUCAGGGAGUAAGAUGGAGCCCAAGCCAUAAUAUUGGUUGCAGCCGCUGCCUCUCAAGUUCCACCAUUGCCUAGUGCAGGAACCAGUGCAGAGCGUGGGAGUUCCUCUGUGUUUUUGCACAGUUACAUGGCAAACAGAAUAUUACUCUGGUGUUCAUUAUGGAAGUGCCCGAAGCUUCUUUGAGAAUGAACCACAUUGUGCCAGACACUAUGCUUUUGAGCUGAAAUAAGAAGUCUUUUCAAGACGGCAUUUGACCAUGCUUUUGACAUAGGGCAAGACUCCCUAGCAAAAGAUCAGGGCGUUUCUUUCCAUGCCUCUUUCUUUAGUACGGAGGGUGCUUUGAGACAACUUUUGUUGCACCCCUGCUGCUGCUAUGUAAGCGAUCGUAUGCAAAUCCUGGAGAUGGGAAGGGAAAAGAUCAAGAAACUACCUUGCUUUGGUUCAGCUAAAUACUGUAGAAACAAAGAAUUCAAGCCAAUGGGGAAGUCUGCUAGCCCAGGCAGGGAAUGCUGGAGUUGACCUCCAGGCAGUAGUGACUGCAGGGAAUCUGAUUCAUUCUGCUGCAGAUAGAUGGUGAGGGAUCUGUAAAGUCAAUCAUUAUUGUUCAUGAAGUUUUUUGUAAAAAAAAUAAAUGAAAAGAGCAAUAUCAGUUUUAUAUUGUAAAUAUGCUGCUGAGAAUUAAUGCUAUUAAUACAGAAGGUGCUUUGAGAAACUGAGGAACAUCCCUUUAUUGUUGUUACUCCACCAGAGUCCAAAAAAAAAAGGUAUGAUUCCUUCUCAACAAAACUGAUUAUAUAUAUAUAAGGAGAUUAUACUGACUCUGGCCUUACUCACCAUGGAAUGAAUAUUACAAUUGAGAACAAGGACACUAACUAUGGAAAAAUAAAAGUUUCUGUGGCAUUGUCAGAUUUUGCUGACUUUUUUUAACGUACAUUUUAAGGCACUUGGGUCUUAGUGGUGAGAACGCUGUAAGUAAUUUAGCUGAUUUGCUGUGAAAAGCAAAGGGCUUCCUGAACUGAGAAAUUACAUGAAAUACUAUUAAAUAAAGUGUGGGAAAUGUUUGACUAUUGGGAAAGACUGAAGUUCAAGGAAGCCAGGUCCUAAGGGCUGACAGUCAGAUUUGGUGUUUUUCUGUUCUAGGAGUCUGAAUUUUUCUCCUAGUUUUUGUCUUUUUAUAACACUAAUUAAACUCCAGCAACUUGGAAAACAGA